Salmo salar (Atlantic salmon) is the source of this 2257-nucleotide messenger RNA. It is a transcript of the gene wasf3a, whose product is annotated as WASP family member 3a. Gene Ontology annotation, cellular component: cytoskeleton; SCAR complex. NCBI's taxonomy places the organism in Eukaryota, Metazoa, Chordata, Actinopteri, Salmoniformes, Salmonidae. Gene Ontology annotation, biological process: actin cytoskeleton organization; positive regulation of Arp2/3 complex-mediated actin nucleation. Gene Ontology annotation, molecular function: protein kinase A regulatory subunit binding; actin binding; Arp2/3 complex binding. The record is from RefSeq and is a predicted model, not a curated record.
UUGCUCCUCACAGAAAGAAUCCGGCUCUGGUGAGAUGAGGGGACAGGAUGGGACCUCGACCGGUGGACCGCUGCUGAAUACUCCUAAAAGGACACUUUUGCAGGUGGUGUGUGGCGCGGUGUGAGGGGAGGUCAUGCCCCUGGUCAAGAGGAACAUAGAGCCCCGACACCUCUGUCGAGGGGGGCUGCCCGAGGGGAUUGGCAGUGAGCUGGAGUGUGUCACCAACAACAGCCUCUCUGCCAUCAUACGCCAGCUCAGCAGUCUAAGUAAACAUGCAGAGGAUGUCUUCGGAGAGCUUUUUAGUGAGGCUAACACAUUUUAUGUGCGUGCCAACGGUCUCCAAGAGCGCAUCGACCGCUUGGCUGUCAAGGUCACCCAGCUGGAUUCCGCUGUGGAGGAGGUCUCUCUGCAGGACAUCAACAUGCGCAAGGCGUUUAAAAGCUCUACAGUCCAGGACCAGCAGGUGGUGUCCAAGAGCAGCACAUCCAACCCUGUGGAGGACAUGUACAACACCAGUGACAAGCCUCCUUCUCUCAGCAUCCUCUCUGCUUACAGAGAUGACCACACCGAUGGGAUGAAGUUCUACACGGACCCUUCCUACUUCUUUGACCUGUGGAAGGAGAAGAUGCUGCAGGACACAGAGGACAAGAGGAAGGAGAGAAGAAGACAACGCGAGCAGAAGCGAUGUGUUGACGGCACACUUCAGCGCGAGGUGAAGAAGGUUCGUAAAGCCAGAAACCGCCGUCAGGAGUGGAACAUGAUGGCAUUUGACAAAGAGCUCCGCCCAGACCACCGCCACCCUCACUCUCUCCACCGGGGGGCGUCGUCUGAGGGCUCCCUCUCCCCAGAGAGCAGAUAUGGUCAUGACCUGCCAGACUACCCAACUGCUCCAGGCCUUCCACAUUCUGCAUCCAACCAUGCCCUGGCUCACCCCUACCCGCCUGCAGACAUUCAUGAGUCUGUAGAGCAUGAGUACUACAGCAUCGGAGUCAGUUACAGAGAAGGGACUCUCAACCGCACACACCACUCCCCACCUCGGCAUCGCUCCGCUGAGAGAAUAAAUGGCACUAUGACGCUUCCACCUGCGGACUACAGUAUAAUGGAGUACUAUGCCAGUUCCGGACCACCACCCCCUCCUCCAGCCCCUCUUAUCCCAUCCGCACAGACAGCCUUUGGCUCUCCCUUGGUAUCCCCCACUCCCCUUACUGGACCUAGGCCAGGGGCCACAGGCUAUGGUCCCCCACCCCUACCUCCCCCAGGACCUCGUAUGAUUCCACCUCCCCCAGGUCCCCCUCCACCACCAGUACCCCCUGCCCCUCCCCAACUGGCAGGACUCGGUGACGGGAAGAGACAGGACUCCCAGCCUCGAAGUGACCUUCUGUCAGCUAUUCGCAUGGGUAUCCAGCUGAAGAAGGUGCAGGAGCAGCAGGAGCAGCAGGCCAAGUGGGAGCCUGUGGGGAACGACGUGGCCACCAUCCUGUCCCGUCGCAUCGCAGUGGAGUACAGCGACUCGGAGGACGACUCCGAACUGGAAGAGAACGACUGGUCCGACGGACCCUGACCCCCGUCCUUUACAGUGACCUCACACCAUGGACACAUCGCUCCUCCAGCCCAACUAUCCCACAUUGGUGAUGAUGCAGUACAGAUGGAUUAUGGGAGUCAUAUUUUCAGUAUGCAUUAAGCGGGUAUAGGCUGAGAACCCACUUGCAUUUUAGUGUAAGUCCUGUAGGUGAGUGGACUGGACUUAAAAUUAAGGCAUAUUAGUGUCCUGAUGAACUGCGAUUCAGCUGAAAUCACUCAAAGGUACACGGACCAAAUAACCAAGUAGUGAAUUUCCCUUUUCCCUACAGAGCUGUCUAAUCUCUCUUUAUCAGACACCAACGUCGCCAUUUCAUCUGACAUUGAUCACCAACACUGUCUUCUCAGUGUCACUAACCUCAUUUAGGAUUUGAUCUGCAUUUAGAAUCCAUUAGAAGGAUUGAGGUUCUCUCUGUAGCAUAGACUGGCUCUGAACAGACAUACCGGGUACGUUCCAGCCCGACUGUGUUUUAAGAUGGAGUGGAGUGCAACCAGUGACAAUGAUAAUGACUUGCUUGUCAAUGUAAACAUGUCACUUCACAUGGAUUCUAGAAAUACAUUUGAUAUGAUAUGCAGAUCAGCAAGCUGACCACUGAGUGGCACUGUGCUCACGUUUAAUGCUCACUAUUUGAAUGAUUUCUUUUUGAGAUUCGACAAUAAAAAAUGUUUUUUAAAUGAA